GGCGGCGAGCCGGCGCGGCGGCAGGUGGUACUCCCGGAGAGCGCGAGGGCGAGCGGCGCGCGAUGGCCACGGAGGCGGAGCAGGCGCCGCUGGGCCGGCGGCUCGAGUCGGUGGGGCCCGAGCAGCGCGUGCCCACCACCCUAUCGACGAUCGCCGUGCAGAGCGGCGCCACGCGGAUCGUCAUCGCUCUGCUGCAGAGCCGAGAAUGGGUGGAGCUGAAGGUACUGGAGAUGAGCCCGGAGCUGACCCACCUGGGACACAGCCUGGAGGAGGCGCAGCUGCUCCAAAAACAGCACGACGAGGUGCUGCAGAAACUCGCGAGCAAACAGUCGCCGGUGGAGGAGCUGCUCAACCAGGCCGACCAGCUGAUCGCCAGCCAGAAGCCCAAGGCCGAGGUGUACUCGGCCAUGGCCGAGAGUCUGGGCCUGGCCUGGCGCGACCUGAACGGCCAGCUGGAGAGCCGCCGCCAGCUGCUGCAGCACAGCGUCGCCUUCCACAGCCGGGCGCGGAACUUCAGCGACAGCAUGGACCUGGCGGAGCGGGUGUUCAGCGACGUCCGAAUUCCGUCCGACUCGGAGGAGGCCCAGGCCGCCAUCAAACAGCUCACCGACGUGAAGAAGGCGAUGCUGGAGGCGUCGAUGCUGACACUGCAGGAGGGCAACCAGUUGCUGGAGCAGCUGCGCCAGCUGGCUCUGCGAGGAACGAUCGACUCCCGACCGAACCAGAUCCGCACCACCGUCCAGACCGCCUGUAGCCAGGUGGAGCGGUGGCUGGAGGAACUGCACGACCGACGCCGCUGUCUGGAGGUUCUCUUCAACAACCGGCGCACGAUUCUGGACCAGUGCCGCGCGCUCUGCCAACUCUACACCGACCUGGGCGGUGUCCAGAAGCGGGCAGAGCUGGUCAGGAGGCAGCUGGCCGCCGGCUGCCAGCUGGGCGCGUCCGCUCACGCCGCCGACCUGCUGCUGCACGAACACUCCAAAAUCGAACUGGAGGCCAAGGCGCUGCAGGACCGGGCGCUGGCGCUGCUGCGCUCUGCCGAGGCGCUGGUCCGCGCCGACACAUACGCCCGCCACGAGCCGGCCACCCGCGCCUACGCCGUGCUGGAGAUCUGCAGCCAGCUGAUGGAGCUGGCCGAGCGGCGGCGCGGCCUGCUCACCGGCGCCGCCCAGUUCUUCGACCAGGCGCAGAAGGCCUGCGAUCAGCUGGACCGGAUGGAGGAGGCGCUGCGCGCCGCGCCGGCCGCCGAGCGGGCGCUGGUGCACGCGCAGACGGCCGAGUCUCUGCGCUCCGCCGGCGAGCCGGCCGCGCGGCUGGGUAACCAGCUGCUGGACCUGGCCGGCCGCGGCGCCGACGGAACAGAGGGUGUGUCCGAGUGUCUGGAGACGCUGCAGCGUCGGCUGGAGGCGCUCGAGCAGCUCUGCACCGCACACAAGGAGGAGAGCCUGCGGCAGACGCAGCUGUACAACGACUUCCUCGAAAAGUACAACACGCUGUUCGGCUGGAUGGUGGGCGAGGCAGAGACCUUCCUUCGGACGCACACCGACCCUGGCCAGGCGCUGGAGCCGGCCAACACCUUCUCUCAGCUGCACCAGCACAUGCAGCACGACGUCGAGGCCCGCGGCCGUGACAUGGAGGCUCUGCUGGACUCUGUACCGGCCCUGUCGGAGCAGCUGGGCGCCGAGAGAGCGGCCGACCUCCAGCGGAAGGCCGAGGACAUGCGCGCCCAGUGGAACAGCAUCUACAGAAUCAUCAACUCCCGGCAGGAGGUGCUGCGGCCGUACGGCCAGUUCCACCAGCGGGCCGAGCAGCUGCAGCGGACGCUGGACGAGCUGCGCGCUGCGCUGGACGGACGGCCGCUGACCGAGGACGACAUCGCACUGGUGGAGACCCGCUGGCCAGGCAUGCAGCAGCAGUACCACCAGCUGGCCGACGCCGGAAAGGCCUUCGUCGACAUGGCGCAAAACUGCAAGGAUCCGUACCUGGACGCGCGGCGCGCCUGCCUCUGCGUGGAGUCCAUCCUGGAGCACCUGCGCGCCGACCAGCUGAAGGUCACCGAGACGUACGAGCGCGUCCAGCUGAGUAUGAGCACGGCGCGCCAGCUGCAGCGCGACUGGGAGACGUGCGCGCGGGACUCCAAACAGACUCUGGAGAGCGCCUCGCGCCUGCUCGGUGAGCUGUUCCCUGUGCUGCGCGACCCGCCCCGGCCGGCCCGGGAGCGCGGCAGCCAGUGCCAGCAGGCGGUGCAGGAGCACGUGCCGCAGCUGGAGCGGCUCAGACAGGAGCUGGAGCAGCGCGCCAGGAGCGCCGAGAAACUGCGGGACGCAGACACGGGCGGCGAGGCCGACCGGCUGGCGCAGCAGCUGAGCCGCCAGCGCGAUCACGUGACCACCGUCACCACCGAGUACCAGAUGACGCUACAGAUGAUGCAGACCUACUUCAAAAACGUCGCAGAGCUGGACUCUGGCAUUGAGAAGCAGCGCUCCACGUACCAGAGCGAGCCGCUGCCGAGCGCUCCGGCCGACUGCCAGCAGCGCCUCCAGGAGCUGGAGUCCAGCCGGCGCGCCUUCCAGGAGCUCUUCAGGUUCGCUGGCGGCGAGCUGGAGCGGCUGGAGGAGCGCGUCCACCAGGUGGAGCCGCCGGCGGCCGCCGCUCAGGACAUCAGGGAGCUGCGCUCGGCUCUGGACACGCAGACGACCAAGUGUGAGCAGACGUGGAGCUCUCGCCGGGAGCAGCUGGAGCGCCAGGCCGCCUCCACGGCCUUCAACUCUGAGCUGGGAGCCAUUAACGGCCAGCUGGCAGAGCUGAGCUCCCAGCUGGACACCAUGAGGGGGCAGUACGGGGAGACGCGCCGGGAGGCCGAGCAGACCAGCCGCGCCUUCCGCAACUUCGAGGACACCAUAUCGAACACGGGUAGUCAGAUCCAGAGUUUCGUCAGCACGGCGGAGGGGUUCCUCGGCGGGACGCCAGAGCCGGAGCGGGUCCAUCUGGAGCUGGAGACGGUGCAGAACAAGUGGUCCUCCUUCCACCGGCAGGUCGGCGACAACCGGAAGCUGAUCGACCUCUCCAUCCAGUACUUCAAACUGGUCGAGGAGUCUGAGGACUGGUACAAGGAGGGCGGCAAACUGCUGGUGGACAUCGCCCGAAAGACCACCCAGAUCCGCUCGCCAGAGGAGGCCCAGCGGCUUAGGACCGAGAUCAACCUGUUCCUCUCGCCGGGCGAGCAGCGCCAGGAGGAGCGGCUCAGGACCAUCUCCGUGAUGGCCGAGCAGCUGUAUGGCACCCCGCAGCCGGAGCGUGUACAGACGGUGACGCAGCAGCACCGCGACAUGGUGGACUCUCUGACCACGGUCCGCCACGAGCUGCAGCGGCUCGUCGAGAAGCUGGAGCAGGCCGACUCGGAGCGGGAGCAGCUGCGCCGCCACAACGACCAGCUGGCCGUCGACAUGAGGGCCGCGCAGCAGGAGGCUGAUGCGGCGCGCGCCGCCGCCUCGGCUGCCGAGGAGGCGCGCCGCGCGGCGGAGGCGGCCGCGCUGGCGCUGCAGGAGAUGCCGCGGCCCAUCACGCCGCUGGUCGUACCCAAGGUGGACGUCUGCACUGAGACACUCACAGAGGUCACCAAGGUGACGGUGGACAGGUACACCCAGGGCGUCCCUGUCGGUACGGCCGACGCGGCCACCCAGCAGGCGGCAGUGCACACGGCCGACGCCGGCACGCAGCAGGCGGCCGUCGGCACCGCGGACGCCGCCACGCAGGAGAUCCCGGCCACCUCGGACGCCGCCACUCAGGAGAUGGCCGUCGGCACGGCCGACGCGUCCACGCAGCGCGCCACGGCCGCCACCGCCGACGCCUGCACGCAACAGAUCGCGGUGGGCACCUCCGACGCGGCGACCCAAGAGAUCCCCGUGGGGACGUCGGACGCCGCCACGCAGAAGGUGUCGCUCGGCACGGAUGCGGCCACCCAAAAGGUGUCUUUCGGCACGGACGUGUCGACUCAGAACGUGGCCCUGGUGGCGGACGUGUCCACGCAGAAGGUGUCGGCCGGGACGGACGCCUCCACGCAGGACCUCCCCGUGAGCACCUCGGACGCGGCCACGCAGAAGGUCUCCAGCGGCACAGACGCCGCCACGCAGAAAAUCACCAUGGGAACCGACGCUUCAACCCAGAACGUCACUGUUGGCACUGACGCCUCCACGCAGAACACGACAGUGGGAACGGAUGUCUCUACACAGAAAAUCACCAUGGGGACGGACGCCUCGACCCAGGACUCCACGUCGGCGGCGGACGCGGCCACCCAGAACGAAACGGCGGCUACGGACGCGGCCACUCAGAAGGUGACUCUGGCGGCGGACGCCUCGACUCAGGAGAGCGGCGUCUCGGUGGUGGACGCCGGCACGGAGCCGUGCCUCACGGACCCGCCCCCGGAGGUGCCGGCCGCCGAGGAGCCGGUGACGGCCGCCCGCCGGCCGCGCUCCGCCCAGCCGCCGCCACCGCCGGCCGCUCCGCUCGUACCGCCCGUGUUCACGGUUCCCCUGACGGACCGCACCGUACCGGAGGGCGAACGGCACGUGCUGCAGGCCCGUGUGUCCGGAGAGCCGGCCCCGACCGUCACCUGGCACAAGGACGGCCGGCCGUGCGGCGCCAACUCGGAGUACGAGCUGAGCCGCACGGCCGACGGCCUGUGCUCGCUGCUCAUCGAGGAGACCCUGGUCGAGGACAGCGCCGUGUUCACGUGCCGCGCCGAGAACGCCGCCGGGGUGGCCGAGACCAGCGGCCGGCUCACCGUCCGCGAGCUGGAGCGCGGCCAGUCGCCGGCGUUCAGCCGCCCGCUGCGCGACCUGCGGGUGGAGCCGGGCCGUCCGCUGGUGCUGCACGCCACCGUGUCCGGCUCGCCGACACCGCAGGUCAGCUGGCUGCACAACGGCGCCAGCGUGGACGCCGACCGCCGCUACCUGACCACCGUCAACAACGGCCAGUGCACGCUGCGCGCCGAGGCGGCCGAGCCGCGCGACCAGGGCGUCUUCGUGUGCCGCGCCGCCAACGCGCUCGGCUUCGACCAGACCUCGGCCACCGUCCGCAUCCAGACGCGCGUGCCGUACGAGAAGCCCCAGUUCUGCAGUCCGCUGAGUAACGUCAUGGCGCGCACCGGCCAGAAGCUGCGGCUCGAGUGUGAGGUCACCGGUCUGCCGCACCCGGAGCUGAGCUGGCUGCACAACGGACGGCCCGUGCAGGAGGGACGCGACACACGGGUGACCUUUGACGGCCGUCGCGCCACGCUCACCAUCCCGGAGGCGUUCCCCAAGGACGCCGGGACGUACGUCAUCGUGGCCAAAAACGAGGCCGGCGAGGCCAGCUGCCAGUGCCACGUCUCCGUCAAGGGCCGUCUGCCGACCGAGACGUCCGACUCGGAGUUUGCCAGUGACGCGGAGCCGGUGAAGCCGUGUGUCGAGGUGCAGCUGCGAGACCUGACUGUGGAGCGCGGCCAGCGCGCGCAGCUCGACUGCGUCAUCACCGGCCAGCCAGAGCCAGAGGUGAUUUGGUACCACGGCGAGCUGCCGGUGAAGGAGUCGCGCGACUACCAGCUGCUGUUCCACGGCGACCGGUGCACGCUGGUCAUUAACAGCGCGCUGUCAGAGGACGCCGGCCCCUACUCGGUGGUGGCCAUCAACUCGGCCGGCGAGGCCAGCUCGCGCUGCGCCCUCAACGUGCUCGCGCCGCGCACCCCCACCCCGGAGGAGGUGACCGAGGAGCCCAAGUUCACCCGGCUGCUGACGGACGCCAGUGCCCGGGAGGGCGAGCAGGAGGUGCUGGAGGCCGAGGUCACCGGCACGCCGGCGCCGACCGUCACCUGGCUCAAGGACGGCCGGGAGAUCCGAUCCACGGAGAGCGUCAAGCUCUCCCUGGAUGGGGGCCGCGCCCGGCUGGAGAUCGGCUCCUGUCUGCCGCAGCACGCCGGUAACUACAUCUGUGUGGCCUCCAACCGAGCCGGCGAGGCGCGCUGCUUCGCGCACGUGACGGUUCGCGCGCGGCCGCAGCCGGUGCAGUUCCGCGCGCCGCCGCCCAUGCAGCCGCCCGUGUUCGUGCAGAUCUUCAAGGACCAACACGUGGCAGAGGGAGAUGACGUGCUCUACCAGUGCAUCAUCGACGGCAAACCCAAACCGACGGUGCAGUGGCUGUUUGACGACGGCCCGCUGCCCUCGGAGAAGUUCUCCGUCUCCUCGGAGGGCCAGCACCACGUGCUGAGGAUUCGGUCCGCAGAGCUCGACCACUGCGGACGCGUCAAGUGCAUCGCCGAGAACGACAUCGGAAAGGCCACCUGUGUGGCCCAGCUCUCCGUCGAAGAGCCGGUGUCCGACCUGCCGCCGCCCACCGUCAGCCAGAUGAUCGCCCUCUCCGGCGGCGCCACCAACAGCCAGACGGCCAAGUCGUUCACCAUGAAGAAAACCUUGCACACUGAGGUCCACGAACAGACGCAGGUGAUUAACGGUGGCAGGAGACCGAAGCCGGCGGAGGAGCAGGAUCAGGAGCGCAGUCAGGAGGUGCACUCCAGCAUCGCGGUUCCUCCCGAGGAGCCGCUGCACCGGACCACCUACGAGGAGGUCCACCGCGGCGAGGUGGCGGAGCGGGUCGAGAAGAAGGUGCCGGCCAAGCCGCCGCGCUUCCUGACUCCGCUGCAGGGUCAGAUGGUGCGCCAGGGCGAGACGGCCCGCCUGGAGGGGGCCUACACAGGCUCGCCGGCCCCCGAGGUGCAGUGGCUCCGGGAUGGCGCCCCGCUGCCGGCCGACGCCGCGCCCCGGCUGGUGACGUCACACGAGCCGGGCCGCGUCACGCUGACGGUGGAUGACGUCACCGAGGCGGACGCCGGCCGGUACACGUGCACCAUGAAGAACGCCGCCGGCACGGCCACCAGCACCGCCGACCUCGUCGUCAAAAAGACGGUGUUCCCGCCGGUGUUCGACCACCGGCUGAAGGCGCAGGUGGCCCAGCCGGGCCAGCGGGUGUUCCUGGAGGCCACGGUGAGCGGCACGCCGAACCCGCAGGUGGUCUGGAGCCGGGACGGAGCGCCGCUCCACCCCGAGCGGCACCGCGUCAAGGAGGAGGGCAGCCGGCACAUCCUCGUCAUCGAGACAGUGACGAGGGAGGAUGCGGGCAAGUACAGCAUUCGGGCGACGAACGCCGCCGGCGAGGCGACCUCGAUCGCUGACCUGGUGGUGACGGACCAGGUGCCGCUGCUGGUGGAGCGCCGGCUCACCACGCAGAACCUCACUGAGAAGGAGAAGGAUGGUGUCGCGGCUGACUCGGCUCUGGAGGCGGCGGCGCUAGACUCGGCCGUGGCUCCGCUGGCUCACUGGCCGGCGCCGCGGCCCGCUGAGCCAGCCGGAGCUCAGCAGCUCACCCAGCUGAGCCAGCAGCAGCAGCGCACCGUCCGGACCAGUGACGUCACCGACCAUCGGUCCAGUGACGUCACCGGGCCGGCCGGCAGAGCCGCGAACGGACAGCCGGCUCCGCCGCCGUCCGUGUUCAGACAGCUUAACGCCAGUGAAAGUAUUCAGCGGAUCAGCGAGCGGCUCCAGCAGACAGCGAGGCCGCCGUCCCCACCGCGGCAGGUCAAAACACAAACCAAAACCACCACGGAGAGCCUCAGCCGGCAGGUCAGGACGUCUGUCAGCACCUCCGAGAGCGCGGUGAAAAUCGCCGACACCCCCGCUCCGCCGCCCCCUGCCCAGACCUUCUACAGCGCUACCACCUCGGCCACAUCCAGCCGGAGGGAAAACGGCCCGGGACAAACCCCCCAGACCAACGGAACGUCCGGUACACAGAUCAGCAGAGCGAGAACGGAACAGAAGUCAUCUGUGAGUAACCAGAGAUCCCAAUCCAGCUCGCAGACGAGCUCCAAGAUGACAUCACAAAUGACCUCUCAGAUGUCCUCCCAAAUGACAUCUCGUUUGACCUCACAAACAACCACACAAAUGAGCUCCCAAAUGAGCUCUCACCAAUCAAUAAACCAGUCGUCUCAGCAGUCCCAGAGACUUUCUCAGCAGACUUCCGAGCAGAGUUCCAAGCAGAGCUAUCAACAGACCUCCCAGCAGAGCUCUCAGCAGAGCUCCCAGCUGAAAUCCCAGCAGAACUCCGAGCUGAAAUCCCAGCAGAGCUCCCAGCAGACCUCCCAGCUGAGCUCCCAGCCGGCGGCGCAGGGCCCCGGCCGGACGGCCGUCGCCCCCUCGCCGCCAGUGCCGUCCAAGUUCGUCCGCGGCGAGAUGCGCGAGUCCGACUACGAGAGUGACCUGGAGGGCGGCAUCGCGGCGCGCUGGCAGCCCGGCGCGGCGCGGGCGGGCGGCGCCGGCACGCCAGGCUACCGGCGGGUGGAGUACCGCGCCGGCAGCGCCGGGCCGGCCGCCGCCGGCCGCGGCCGCUCUCCCACGCCGCCGUCCCGGUUCGAGUCGCCGGCGGCGGCCCGGUCCCAGCCGGCUCCGGGCGCGCUCCAGACGGAGCCCGACUGUGAGCCGGCGCCGGUCGGGGCCGGCUCCGUGCGGCAGACGACCAGCACGAGCAGCCAGCUGAGCCGGCGGACCGUCACCGAGCGGCGCGAGACCACCACCGCCACCCGGAUUCCCUCGCCGACGCCUCCGCCGCCCCCAUCGACGACCUCCAGCCAGCUGGUCCAAGAGGUCCAGCGGCAGCAGCUGCUGCAACAGCAGCAGCAGCAGCAACAGCAACAGCAGCAGCAGCAGCAGCAGCAGCAGCAGCGGAGCGCGGCGGGGAGCCAGCACACCGACGCGACUGAGACUCUGUCCCGGCAGUUCAGCGAGAUGCGCGACACGUUCAGCUCCAAGGUGCAGAGGCUAUCCAAGGAGGUGCAGUCGGAGCGCGCCGCCCCCGCUCCCGCCCCCGCCCCCGCCGUGACGGCAGGGCAGGGCGGCGCCGGCCAGCCACCGACCGACAACGGCCGGCCGAUGUCGUACCGCAACGAGGACCGUGCCCGCGACUGCGGCACGAAGCACAUCGACCAGGACACCGGUCUGAUCUACUUCAAGUACGACUUCGGGUACGAGUUCGGCGUCAUCCUGCCGGGCGAGAGGCCUCCGACCGUCGACAUCGACCCGUCGGCGGCGGCGGCGCGGCCGGGCCCGCCGGCGGCCGAGUCGGUCCGGCCGGCCGCCUCCACGCCCGCGCCGCCCGCUCAGGAGCUGGACCGGGCGCAGCUCAGCGAACUCGUCACCGCCGGACGGCUGCGGCCCGAGAGCGCGUUCGGCACGCGCACGCCGCCCAACGCGUUCGUCGACUACCCGGCGACGGACGGCGAGCGUUCCGAGGGCGAGGAGAGUCGGCCGGGCAGCCGGCCGGCGCCGCGCGGCAUCCUGCGCCGGCCGGCGCCCCUGGUGCCGCCCGCUCCAGUCGGCAACGGCGCGCAGCAGCCGCCCGUUCUGCUGAAGCCGCUCUCGGCCGUGUACGUGGUGCGCGGCGCGCCGUUCGAGCUGCGCUGUCUGGUGGAGGCGGCGCCCGGCCUGCGCGUGGCCUGGACCAAGGACGGCCGGCCGGUGGGCGCCGGGCCCGGCUCGCCGUACCGCGCCGACUCGGCCGGCGGCCUGUGCCGACUCUCCGUCCGCGAGGCGUUCGCAGAGGACGCCGGUGUGUACCGGUGCGUCUGCACUGGAGAGCAGGGCUCCGUGACGUCAGAGGCGGUGGUGACCGUGUCCGGUGAGCCCUGAGGAGCCGCCGCACCGCACCGCACUGCACUGCACCGCACUGUGCCAUAGAGCACCGCGCCGCACCGUGCCCAACACUACUGCACCGCGGCGCAGCGCACUCGGUGGAUGGGUUCUGGUCAGUACUGCACUGCACUGCACCGAUCCGCACUGCACUGCACCCGGGGUGCUCCCCCAGCGCUGAUAACUGCACUGCCUGAUUUGAGAACCAGUGGGGUGUAUUUGUACCUUUGUUGUUAGCGAGGAGCCGUACAGAAGAUGACAUGUUAGGAGACUGGGGAGGUGGAACAGGGAUGUCGGGUGGCCUGUCCCUGUCGUCUGUGAAGUCCAGUCGUGCCAGGUACUGCUCCGUGGCCGCGGUCAGGUCAGUCAUACGUACCGAGUUGUUGGGUGUUCAGGGGGUGGUGGGGAGGAGCGGACUGCCCGCCGCCGCCUGGGGUUCGCCGCGCUGCUAGUCACUGUUGGGCGUGUCGCCGCCGUUUGUACCGAGCUAUGUGUGGUGUGUCCUGUCCGCCGGUCAGUAAGGCUCUGCUAGGGCCACCCUGUCUGCCCGUCUCCGCUUUGGUGCUCGUCCCUCGCCUAUGGGCAGCUAGAUCAUGGAUGUAAAUAUAUAACGCGUUCUCGUGUUUGUGUGUGGACUGUUGUGUGAAUAGUGCCGCCCCUGCGCACAGCGGGCCCGUGUUUGCUCCUGGCGCCACUAUAAGCUCUGUAGAAUGUUGUUGGUAGACGAAGGAUAUAUUAUAUACAGUGACAUGUCAGUUACUAAUAAAGCUGCAACUAGCUGGCGAGAUCUUAGUGAGGCCCGUGUUGAUAAAUACGACGACUGCAAUAGCAAUACACCGUCUCUGAUCAA
Amphibalanus amphitrite is the source of this 10560-nucleotide messenger RNA. Its product is annotated as muscle M-line assembly protein unc-89-like. Gene Ontology annotation, biological process: homophilic cell-cell adhesion; synapse organization. The record is from RefSeq and is a predicted model, not a curated record. Gene Ontology annotation, molecular function: protein binding; axon guidance receptor activity. The coding region runs from base 63 to 9710 and encodes 3215 amino acids. The transcript has 45 exons. Lineage: Eukaryota; Metazoa; Arthropoda; Thecostraca; Balanomorpha; Balanidae. Gene Ontology annotation, cellular component: neuronal cell body; axon; plasma membrane.